Exophiala dermatitidis NIH/UT8656 is the source of this 1023-nucleotide messenger RNA. Its product is annotated as D-3-phosphoglycerate dehydrogenase. Gene Ontology annotation, molecular function: NAD binding; hydroxypyruvate reductase [NAD(P)H] activity; glyoxylate reductase (NADPH) activity. The record is from RefSeq and is a predicted model, not a curated record. Lineage: Eukaryota; Fungi; Ascomycota; Eurotiomycetes; Chaetothyriales; Herpotrichiellaceae. Gene Ontology annotation, cellular component: cytosol. The transcript is spliced from 3 exons. The coding region runs from base 1 to 1023 and encodes 340 amino acids.
AUGUCGUCCGCCCCUUCAACCCGGAGGCCUUUAGUGGUGGCCCUAGGCGAUCCCAAAUAUGCCGGACAAGAGUUUCUGGCCGAAUUCAAGAGAGACUUUGAUUUCAAGAUCCUCCACGCGACCAACCGACAGGAAACUCUAGAGCGACUGCCCAAGUUCGUGGCAGAAAAUGGGCCGAUCGAUGCAUUCAUCAUCCGCAUGGGCACACCAGCGUAUGAGCCCUUUGACGAGGCAUUGUUGGGACCCCUUGUGCCCCACUGCCGAAUCAUCACGUCUGCGUCUGCGGGCUUCAACGAGUUCGACGUGGAUUGGAUGACACGCAACAACAUCUGGUUCUGCAAUACUAGGGAUGCAGUCGCCGAAGCCACGGCGGACAUGGCGAUUUUCCUCAUGCUUGCUGUGCUGAGAGACACCACGCGAGGAGAGAGAGGUGCAAGGAAUGGAGACUGGAAGAAAGGACUGGUGCCUAGUCGCGAUCCCACGGGGCUGACAUUGGGUAUUGUGGGAAUGGGAGCAAUUGGAAAGCAUUCCGCCAGGAAAGCCGCCGUGUUCAACAUGAAAGUUAAAUAUCACAACCGUCGCCAGCUCUCUCAGGAAGUGGAACAGCAAUAUCAAGCACAGUACUGCCCGACGAUGCAUUCACUGCUCGCCGAAUCCGACGUUAUAUCAAUUUCAUGUCCUCUCGAUGCCUCGACCACAAAACUCAUUUCGCAUGCCGAGUUUGCCGCCAUGAAGGAUGGUUCGUUCCUCGUCAACACCGCCCGCGGUGCCGUCAUUGAUGAAGAAGCACUCAUUGCCGCCUUGGAGUCCGGCAAGAUUGCCCGCGCCGGUCUCGACGUCUUCUGCAACGAGCCAAAUAUCAACCCGUAUUUCCGGUCAAGUGACAAGGUCGUUGCGCAGCCGCAUAUGGGCGGCCUGACGGAUGUGGCGUUUAUGAAGUCGGAGCGGGAGUGCUUUGAAAAUAUCAGGAGUUUGCUCAAGACCGGUAGGCCGGUCGCGCCGGUUAAUGAGGUUGUGCCCUGA